Molecule: messenger RNA, 1797 nt
Organism: Neomonachus schauinslandi (Hawaiian monk seal)
Lineage: Eukaryota; Metazoa; Chordata; Mammalia; Carnivora; Phocidae
Gene: GPR132
Product: G protein-coupled receptor 132
Exons: 6
Coding region: 1-1758 (585 amino acids)
Biological process (GO): negative regulation of G2/M transition of mitotic cell cycle; G1/S transition of mitotic cell cycle; G protein-coupled receptor signaling pathway
Cellular component (GO): membrane
Molecular function (GO): G protein-coupled receptor activity
Source: RefSeq, a predicted model, not a curated record
AUGGCUUUGUCUGAGAUCUCUAAAUGCGUCGAAGCCACUUUUCAAGCGGUGCCACACGAGGAGACGGCAGGGCUGUGGCCGCUGGACCUGUCCCUGCCCGGCCAGCUGUCCGCCCAAGACAACGAGCACCUGUGCCAAGACCUGAGCCUGGGCCGGGGCCCGUCGUCCCCCGGCACUCAGCUCCUCUGCACCCACACAAAGCCUAACUCACCAGCCUCUGAGCAGCUGGUAAGUGGGGGGCAUGCGACUGUGCCAAAGAAACCCACCCCCGAGGAAGUCCUCACGCUGACAGUGCCCGCCUUCGCCCAGACCACUGUGCCCCACAGGCAGCUGCCGGCUCAGGGCCUCCCAGCCCUGGCCCCCGGGCUCCACUGCUCUAGCAGCCACGGCCGGGAGGGCCAGGGCUCCGUGCUGGUGUUUAAGUUUAGGGGCCAGACCCCUGGGCACCCCCCGCACCCAGCAUCCGCCAUCGACAUCCUGUCUCCAGCCAUUCGACUGCUGCAGGUCCCUCAGGGACGCACUGUCGGAGGCCUGACCAUGAAGCCCCAGCAGGAAAAUAAGCCAGGUGCCGCCGGCGGCCUGCACUCCACGACAGUGGCCCUGUCCGGCCGGGCUGCCGAGACCCAGCGAGGAAACGCCAGCGCAGUCACCAGCCCUGUGCCAGUGACCGUGCUCCCUGACGUGGUCACCUCGAACUGUAACGGGUCCUUCGAGGAGAGCAGAGUGUUCCUGGUGGUGGUGUACAGCGCGGUGUUCAUGCUGGGGCUGCCGGCCAACUGCCUGACGGCCUGGCUCACGCUGCUGCAGGUGCUCCAGGGCAACGUGCUGGCCGUCUACCUGUUCUGCCUGGCGCUCUGCGAGCUGCUCUACAUCAGCACCCUGCCCCUCUGGGCCAUCUACAUCCAGAACCAGCACUACUGGACUCUGGGCAUCUGGGCCUGCAGGGUGACCGGCUACAUCUUUUUCUGCAACUUGUAUGUGAGCAUCCUCUUCCUGUGCUGCAUUUCCUGCGACCGCUUCAUGGCGGUGGUGUAUGCCCUGGAGAGCCGUGGCCGCCGCCACCAGUGGACCGCCGUCCUCAUCUCCGUGUCCGUCUUUGCUGUUGUGGGGCUCGCUCACUGCCCAGUGUUUAAAAUGGAAGAGAAGGAGACGUGCUUCGAGGCCUCGAUGGACACCAAGAUCGCUGGGUAUUAUUACCUGCGCUUCACUGUGGGGUUCGCCAUCCCCCUGCUCGUCAUCGCGUUCACCAACCAGCGCAUCUUCAGGAGCAUCAAGCUGAGCACGGGCCUGAGUGACACCCAGAAGGCCAAGGUGAAGCACUCGGCCAUAGCGGUCGUGACCAUCUUCCUGGUCUGCUUCGCCCCCUACCACCUGGUGCUCCUCACUAAAGCCGUGGCCUAUUCCUACUACAAGGGAGACCCGGGCAUCAUGCGCGCCUUCGAAGCCAGCCUGUGCAAGCUCUCCGCGGUGUUCCUGUGCCUGUCCACGGUGAACAGCGUGGCCGACCCCAUCAUCUACGUGCUGGCCACGGACCAUUCACGGCAAGAAGUGUCCAGAAUCCACAAGGAAUGGAAAAAGUGCUCCGCGAAAGCAGAAGUCACCAAGCUCACAUGUUCGAGGGACUCAGAGGAGGUGCCACUGCCCACGUCGCUCACAAACGACUCCACGUUCCCCAGGACUGUGUACCCAUCAGAGUCGGAGCCGGCCCUGGGGGGCUCACUGGACACUCUGGAGAGGCUGUGUGAAGAGUCCCGCUGAGCCCAGUGUCCUGCAGGGCAGGGUGGCCAUCAUGGGAGC